CAGCCACCCUAUUUGUAUUGGGAGUGAUAAUUGGAGCUGUUUAUUUGUUGAGCUGCUUUUUCUAUUGCGAAUUAUUAGUUAACAAACGUUGGCCAUGACACAGGUGUUUAUUAAUGGAGCAAGGGACGAGCCCAAUGUGCGGGAGUUCGAGAGCUUGGAUCCUUCGAUUCAAGAGCUCAUCCUGGCAGCCACGGAAGCCAGGAAGCAGGCUUAUUGUCCGUACAGCAACUUUGCCGUGGGAGCUGCCCUGAGAACCAGCGAUGGCACCAUAUAUUCCGGUUGCAACAUAGAAAACGGUGCAUAUGCGACUUGCAUUUGUGCGGAACGCACUGCCGCCGUCAAGGCCAUCAGCGAAGGCAAACGGGACUUUGUAGCCUGUGCGGUGGUAGCCCAGCAGGACAAUGGCUUCACCACGCCUUGCGGCGUCUGCCGGCAGUUCCUUUCGGAGUUCGUCAACGGCAAGGACAUCCCCCUGUACGCCGCCAAACCGACAAAUCUUCCAUUGAGGGUGCUCUGCACCAGCGUUCUGCAAUUGCUGCCCAACGGCUUCAGCUUUUUGAACGGAAAAUAGGAAAAUGAGAAACUGGCAAUGUGCCAGUCCGCUGCAAUCCAUGUGCAAUAUUUUAUAUGACUCCCAGUUUGCUGAAUUCUGUAAACCCACCCCUCGUUAUUUGUUAAUUGAAUAGCUUAUACAUGGCAGCUCGCA
Drosophila rhopaloa is the source of this 706-nucleotide messenger RNA. RefSeq names its product cytidine deaminase. NCBI's taxonomy places the organism in Eukaryota, Metazoa, Arthropoda, Insecta, Diptera, Drosophilidae. The record is from RefSeq and is a predicted model, not a curated record. Gene Ontology annotation, cellular component: cytosol. The coding region runs from base 95 to 571 and encodes 158 amino acids. The transcript is spliced from 3 exons. Gene Ontology annotation, molecular function: zinc ion binding; cytidine deaminase activity.